UGGAGUGUGUGCACACUGGCCCAGUGAUAUAACCUCGAGCAGCAAAGUGUAAUAUUAAAAUUUGUUAUUUAUGAAUAAGCUAUUAAAUAUAGCACACGCUGUCCCACGCCAAUUUGUGCGUGACUAUGCGUUCAAGUCGGAUCUGAAAAUCAAAUGGGUACGACCCGAAAAGAUAUCAUGCAUAAAGCCAGAGAAGAGUGGCGAUCUGGCAAAGCUGCCACCGCUGAAUCCCAAUGAGCUGCUGCCGGAUUACAAAGAUUCCAAGGAGUUGGCCAAUGCCAAUGAAGCGGUCAAAUCAAUGUUUUUGCUUAGUAACAAUCGGAACAGUUUAACAACGCGCUAUUAUCGCGAUCAAAUGAUCAAGGAGGUGCAGCGGCAUGCGCAAGACUAUGGCUCUAUGGAGGCCAAAUUGGCUAGAAUGACGGCACUUAUACGACGCUACCAGUCACACAUGGAGGUGCACCCUCGCGACAAGAUGAUCAAAGUGCGUCUAAAGGAGAUGAUCGACAAGCGUAAGAAGUUUUUGAAGUAUCUCAGACGGUGGGAUUACCGACGUUUCGAGUGGAUUUUGGAGAAGCUGGACUUAGUCUAUAAGCCACCGCCAACGAAGUUCCAUUGGAUAACGCGCAAAGAAUCGCUGCAGAAGCUAACCGAUAUUUACUGCGAGAAAAUUAAGGAUGAGCGCUUAGAAGCUUAUCACAAAGAGCUACAAGAGCAACAAAUACCUUUCUUAGAGGAUGCCAUCAAGAAGAUGGUAUUCAUCCGCCAGGAGCAAAUCGAUUGCGAUGUUCCAGUAACUGUCACAGAAGUGCAAAUCGAGGAAGCGCGCCAGCAACUCGCACAGCUGCAAGAGUUGCGUGAAGCAGCGGCAGCCGCCACACGCAAGCAAUCGGAUGAAACCUUCCAUUAAAUAAUUUACUUGCAAUAA
Molecule: messenger RNA, 928 nt
Organism: Drosophila navojoa
Lineage: Eukaryota; Metazoa; Arthropoda; Insecta; Diptera; Drosophilidae
Gene: bonsai
Product: 28S ribosomal protein S15, mitochondrial
Biological process (GO): mitochondrial translation
Cellular component (GO): mitochondrial small ribosomal subunit; ribosome
Molecular function (GO): RNA binding; structural constituent of ribosome
Source: RefSeq, a predicted model, not a curated record